Molecule: messenger RNA, 1158 nt
Organism: Exophiala oligosperma
Lineage: Eukaryota; Fungi; Ascomycota; Eurotiomycetes; Chaetothyriales; Herpotrichiellaceae
Exons: 1
Coding region: 51-974 (307 amino acids)
Biological process (GO): biosynthetic process
Cellular component (GO): cytoplasm
Molecular function (GO): isomerase activity
Source: RefSeq, a predicted model, not a curated record
CAAAGUUUGGCUUUCAAAAGAGAAAGCACACUAUAUAUUAAGCAAGCAAAAUGUCCACCCAGCUUUCUUUCGUGACACUCGACGUCUUUACGCCUACACGGUACAGAGGAAACCCUUUGGCAAUCAUCAAAGUACCCUCAAUCGUCGCACUGACUCAGGAUCAGAAACAGGAGAUCGCCCGCGAGUUCAACCUCUCCGAGUCGGUGUUCUUGCACGAACAGACGGCCAAAGACCGCGCCGACCACUCUGUCCGCAUCGACAUCUUCACCUCCUAUGCAGAAGUGCCGUUUGCCGGCCAUCCGACAGUCGGCACGGCCAAUUACAUCCUGCGCCAGUUGAAGAACGAUUCGCUGGAUGAUAUCCAAGCUUUACAGACUAAAGCAGGGCGACUCCCGUGGACAAUCAAUCCCUCGGUUGGUGGCGUACAAAUCUCGGUCGCUCACAACCUACAUAUUCACGGUUCUCCGUUUGCCGACCAGCCUUUUGGUCACUUUCCAGUGGUCAGCAUUGUCAAGGGGAUGACUUUUAUUCUCGUCCACCUGCCCGAUUUGGAUGUAUUGGCAGCACAAACUCAGAACCUGGUAGGGCGGGAUAACACUUCUACCGCAACAGCCAAACUCGACCACGGCUGGCGCGAGGGCAUCGUGGUCACCUACUUUUACGUCAACCUCGGUGUCACGGAUGGUGGAAUCAAUUACCUGCGUGUCAGGAGUCUGGGGUCGCGCGAAGAUCCCGCAACAGGCAGCGCCGCGAGCGCCUUAACGUCCUAUGUCUCCCUCCAAACUGGGAAAGCAGGUCGCUACAGGUACAAACUCACCCAAGGCGUGGAGAUGGGUCAGAAGAGCGAAAUCUUCGUCGAGAUCGGCGUCAAGGAGAGCUCCACAGGUCAAAUACAGGAGAUCGACGACAUUCUGUUGAGUGGUUGCGGUGUGCAAACCAUGCAGGGAACAUUGGAAAUUCCUAUUUCAGAGUGAAUUUGGAGGAGGUGCUACUCAUUGUCGGGUUCUAUCGGUAUGAGUUACUGGCCAGUUUUCUGGAAUACGCUGAGAAAUAGGAUAGAAAUUAUCAGCGCCGUCAAUAUCUCAUUUUUUGCUUUUCAUCUAUUCCAUUUACUACACAAAAUGUUUGGGCAGUCGACUAGAUUUAUCUAUGGUGGAG